This is a messenger RNA of Suillus paluster, 1371 nucleotides long. RefSeq lists its product as uncharacterized. Gene Ontology annotation, molecular function: transferase activity. The record is from RefSeq and is a predicted model, not a curated record. The transcript is spliced from 4 exons. Gene Ontology annotation, biological process: long-chain fatty acid biosynthetic process. Gene Ontology annotation, cellular component: fatty acid synthase complex. NCBI's taxonomy places the organism in Eukaryota, Fungi, Basidiomycota, Agaricomycetes, Boletales, Suillaceae. Bases 1 to 1371 code for a protein of 456 amino acids.
AUGUUUCUGGCUGACCCGAUGGUUGUAGACUCUGAUAUGCAUACUUUGGAGACAUCUAUCAUGCGUUCAUUGUGCGACCAGAUCUUUAUGUCACCCAUUCACUGGACGCUUGCCACUGGUUUCCCUGAGACCGCGACACACAUCAUCGACUUUGGUCCUGGUGGCCUGAAUGGCAUUGGGCCUCUCACAGCUCAUAAUCUUGAAGGUCAUGGUGUGCAUGUUGUCACGCUAGGUGAUACUGUCUGCAUUCCCAGCACUGAGAAAGCAGCAGAGAUCAUUGAUUCAGAUGGAUUGAGGAAGGCUGGUAUCCGAUUGCCUGUGCCAAACCCUUCGCCUGUCAUCACAUCUGCUAGUCGCUAUGCAAGCAAGGGUGCCGAAGAACUUUGUCUUGUGACAGAGGUAUAUUCACUUCUACUGGAUCACCUCCAUCGUUUCGUACCUACUUCUCAUUUUCAAUCAUUGCUAGAGCAGCAUCUUCAAGGUGGAUGCUCCAGUGAGAUCGGCAAACUACGCUUGAUGGCAGGGCGUAUCUUUGGUCUGGAUUUGUCAUACUUCGACCUGAGUUUCAUGAAGCAGGAUACCAUUCCUGAGAUCCAGAAGAUGCUUGGAUCAGGUACUGCUGGUGGUCGCUCCUCACUGUCGAAGUUUCCGUGCAUCCUUUUCACAAAUCAAGAGAUGGACCCCACAAUGUCCACAGUUUUUGGUAACUGGGAACCACUUGCGAAGUUGAUCUUCAUCCUUUCUCCUGACACUUCAUUCACAAAAGCUGGAGUUGGUGCAAAGUCUUGGCUACCAUAUGCUGCCAUGUUUACGGCCUACAAGCAGCUGUGGGUCACCCUUUGGGAUCAGCCUCGUAUUUGUGCAAUCCGCAAAAAGAUCGACACCCACGUCUGGCAAUCAUCCUCAACUUCCAAUGUCACAAUGUCCAAUGCCAAAGGUGAAGAUUUUACCUCUGAUCUGAUGUGUUUGGCCAUCGCAAAUGCAGGGCAGAAGGAAUCCAACGACUUUCCUGGACCAACAACUACCAAUGACAAUCCUGUCAAUGACAUUCCUGGAUCGGUCGCCCCCAUCACACCCACAAUCACUCCUUCAGCACCGGUCGUUGUUCCUUCAACACCAGUUGUUAUUCCCUCAGCACCAGCCAUCCUGGUGCUUGCCCCUGCAAAUACUACCACUGCUCUCAAUUCUGCAACCCUCUUGCCAGCUAUUCCAGCCCCUGGGCCACCCAUGGUGUCUGCAGGCGCGGCUGCUGCCACUGCAGCCUCUGAAGUCCCUGGACCUCCAGCGACCACUGUUGAUUCAGAAGUUCCUGUAGUACCCAAUGAUGUACUGGUGGUAGCGGCAGCCCCAUCUUCUGGUCAUCGGGGCUGA